AUGCACAUUUUAGUCUACUUUGGUGUCCCUGUCAUUGCUUUCAUUGCAAUUUAUUUCAUUGUGAAGAAACUGCAAGGCAAAGAGAGCAAGAGAUUUAUCAAGCCUGGUACAGUCCUCUUACACCAAUUCUCUCCCUCCGAUUUAGCUGUAAGUGGAUCCCCACCGUGUUUAAAGCUGGAAACUUUUCUUCGAAUGACAAAAAUACCCUACGAAAGUGAAUACGGCAUGAAGUUCUCAAAGAAAGGAAAAGUGCCCUGGAUCGAAUUCAACGGCCGAGAAAUUGCCGAUUCUAACUUCUGCAUUCGAUUUCUUAUGAAAGAGUUUCGAGUGGAUAUGGAUUCGCAUCUGAAUUUCACGGACAGAGCCAUUGGUCACAGCGUACGUAGAAUGUUGGAAGAAAACACUUAUUGGUAGGUGAACAAAAACUCGUAGUUUUGAUACUUCAGGUUUCAUAACGAAUUUCGGGCGUUUAAGUGAUGUUGAUUAUAUUUUGGACACGCUCGUUGAUUCGCAAAAGCAAAUGCUAAUACUGGGCAUUUAUGUACGACAUGUCACACAUCACGGAAAUAUGAAACAAAAGGUUAUGAGGAUAAGUUAUAUUAUCGAGAUGCUCGUAUUGCUAUUUCGAUAACUUCGUUUUGCUCAUCAAGUGGAGCUCUACACAUUUUCCCAGGUCCGAUCUGAGUUACUUUAUCGAAAUAGUGAGAUACAUUUUAUAAGCUUAAGCGCCCAUGAAUUUCGUAGGGUCAUAAAUAGAUUCAUUUACAUGACCAUAAAGUUCUUCUACAGGAUUACAAAGCCAUCCGACGUCACAAAAAGAUAAGAUUGUAACGGAUUUGAAAUAAGCAAAAAAUAAUACAAAAAUAAUAACGAGGACGGGAAGGCUUGGGAUCAAACUUGUAGAUAGUCAGUAUUGUACAUUCAGAUUCCAUCGUGGGAUGAUUUGGAUCAAGAGUAAUAUCUUAUGCCGGGGAUCAGGACAGACAAGUUACAGUUCAUUCAGCGUUUAAUUUAUUUUCUUUUCUUUAGAAAGUUUUAGGUUAGUGUCUUAUGGACGAAAAACAUGGACAACAUUUUGAGCUUUUUCUAUUACUUUUUGGGGGGGGGUGAAAUCGCCAGUACAAUUCCUUUCUCCAAAGUGAAGCUAAUUUAAGAAACAUUUUCAUAUCUUACUGAUUACAUAAUUUGUUUGUCGAAGGUGUUUUCACCUUACCGCUUUCACCGUGUUUGUUUUUUUGCAUGGGACGGUUCACCUUGUACAAUCCUGGGACCAAGCUGAAUGGGACUCAGAUCAUUUGAAUCAAAGACGCUAAAACAGAAGAAGCUUUGCUUCUUUACCCUUCCCAACAUUCCCCGCAACCCCCACACUUUACACAAAGACGUAGGAACUGGGAACAAGUCAAGCAAGGUCCACUCUCUUGAUGGACAAGGAAAAGGUUUUAAUUUGCUUUUUGUGUUUGAUUGGCAGGACUCUUGUGUAUUACCGUUGGUUGUCCGACUUCGCCCCACGGAUGAGAGAGAAGUUGUUUGGUCAACUUUUUCUGCCUCUUAAGUAUCUGGUAUUUUACAUGAUUAAGAGAAAGGUUUGGAAGGAUUUGUGGAGCCACGGUAUCGGUCGACAUACUGAGCAGGAAAUUUACGGAAUUGCUGAAAGAGAUCUGCUGGCGGUCUCUGAAAUCCUGGGCCAAAAGAAAUUUCUGUUUGGUGACAAGCCUUGUCUAGCUGACGCUGGAUUGUUUGCCUUUAUCGCUGGCUCAGCUUUGGAUUGCCCAACGAGUCCAUUUUCAAAAAUAAUCAAAACAAAAGCUACGAAUCUUGGUGAGCACGCUCAGAGAAUGAAAGAAUUGUAUUAUCCUGAUUGGAAUAGGAUCAUCUCCAAGAAAAACAAAUCUGAGUAGAGCUAAAGAUUUUUUCUGAAAAGAUGAAAACGAAGAGUUGAGAAGACCGCUAACUUUUUCCUUGACAACAUUAACAGAUAAAAAAAUGGGAUUUAAAUAAAAAAGAAAAAAGAGAGUUGUGAAAAGACCUAGCAAGUGAACCAAGAAGAAGCCGACAAGACGUAACUUGGCAGAUACGAUUUCACAUAGUUUGCAUUCCAUACUCAUUAGUCAAUUUGACGACAGCUCAAACACGAAAAUCUUGUAAACAUUAUAUCAGUAUAUUGCAGUUUAUAUCAGCAUAUGUUAAUUAAUAAAAAAUGACCUAUAACUCCA
Messenger RNA from Porites lobata, 2213 nucleotides. The record is from the annotation of a GenBank genome assembly. Lineage: Eukaryota; Metazoa; Cnidaria; Anthozoa; Scleractinia; Poritidae.